UUUGCCAACGCGGUUAGCUUCAAGACAUGGAGACAACGAUCCCAUUUCCCACCACACAACAUUUGAAAAUUUCUAAUUUGGACGAAUCAUUUCACUUCCAGAAAGCUCCGCAAGAUUCGAAUUCUUCGUAUACUUUUAAGCUAUGCUAACUAGAACCAGAUUGAUUUGAUGAAACCCCAGUGCUCCAAAAACUGAUUCAGAUUGGUAAAGUUUUAGAAACAGACGAAGAAAAAUGGCGCUGGAAUUGGUGGGCGGAGCUGCUUUGGGCGCUGUAGUUGGGGAGCUGCUCAAAGCCAUCUUGGAUUUGGGCGAAAGGGCCCUUAAUUUCAAUCCUGUUCUUAAGGGUAUCACUUCCAAGCUCAGUGCUAUAUCCCCUUUGGUGAAGCAGAUUGAUGAGCUCAAUGAUUUCCUCGAUUACCCAAAAGAAGAAACUCAGAAAUUGAGGGAUUUAAUGGAUGAAGGGAAGCGCCUGCUUCUCCAGUGCGGCGAUGUCAAAUUGGGGAAACUUAAUUAUCUGAAGAAACCAUUCUUCACCCAAAAGCUUCGCGACUUGGAUUCUGCGCUUGGAAGCUUUAUGGACGUUUUGUUGUUGCAAAUGGCUAGAGACCAGAAGAGGAACUUGAAGAUGAUGACCCAAAUGAUGGAGAUUAUUUGCAGACACGAUGGCAGAGGUGGGUCGGGGAAGCCUGUGGAUUUGGUUGUGCCGCGAUGUCUGGUUCCUGAAUUGCGAGAAGAAACUGUUGGGUUGGAGAAGCCAGUUAAGGAGUUGAAGGUGAAACUUCUCAGAAAUGGGGUCCAAAUGUUGGUCGUUACAGCUCCUGGGGGCUGUGGAAAAACUACUCUAGCCUUGAAGUUCUGCCACGACAAAGAAGUCAAAGAUAUAUUCCAGGAGAAGAUCUUGUUUGUUGCAGUUCCAAGAAAACCAGACUUGAAGGUCAUCUUAAAAAACAUAAUUGAAAGCCUCAGAGGCAUUCAAUUUCCUGAUUUGCAAAAUGAUGAACGUGCAUUUUGCUAUUUAGAACUAUGGCUGAAGCAAACUAGUCAAUAUCCUGUAUUGAUUGUCUUGGACGAUGUGUGGAACGGGUCGGAAUCAGAGUACCUUCUUGAUAAGCUUUUCCAAAUGCCUGGCUGCAAGAUCUUGGUCACUUCAAAGUUCUCUUUCCCAAGAUUUAGUGAGUCUUAUUAUUUGGAACCUUUGGACCAUGAGAAUGCAAUAAAGCUUUUUCAUCGCUCAGCAUCAUUGGAGGAGGGAAAUUCCAAGUUCCCUGAUGAAGAAACUGUAGAAAAGAUAAUUGGAGGAUGCAAGAGACUCCCUCUUGCCCUAAAGGUAAUCGGAAGGUCGCUUUCCCGCAGACCGACGUCAGUUUGGAAAGUUACAGGGAGGAACUUGUCUAGAGGUGGCUCUAUAUUUGAUUCUGAGAGAGAACUUCUUGAAUGCCUACAAAGCAGUUUGGAUGUCUUGGAUGAUAAGACAGUAACCAAGGAGAGUUUCAUGGAUUUAGGUUCAUUUCCUGAAGAUAAGAGAAUUGCUGCUUCUACCUUCGUUGAUAUUUGCAGAGUCUUGUAUGAACAAGAUGAAACUGAAGCAUUGGUCACACUCGACGAACUUUCCUCUCGGAGUCUAGUUAGUUCUAUUACGACGAGAAAAUAUGCAUAUGAUGGUGACUACUACGAAGACUACUUUUUCACUCAGCAUGAUAUUCUUAGAGAUUUGGGUAUCCACUUGAUGAAUAUGGAGCCCAUAGAACAAAGAAAGAGAUUGAUCUUGGACAUUAAUGGAAACGAUCUUCCCAAAUGGUGGUUAGAACAAGAGAAGCAUCCCGCCAAUGCGCGCCUCAUAUCCAUAACCACAGAUGAGAGAUUCUCAUCAAGUUGGCCUGACAUGGAAGCACCUGAAGUGGAGGUUCUGAUUCUUAAUUUUCUGUCAAAAGCUUACAACUUGCCUGGCUUCAUCAAGAGAAUGAACAAAUUAAAAGCUUUGGUAAUCACAAAUUUUGGACCUUUUCUAACUGAGAUGACAAGUGAAGAUAAUCAACCACUCAACUACCUAUCAAGUCUUGAACGAAUCAGGUUUGAGCGGACUUCCAUUCCUUUUUUUUUAGGUAAUCCAAACCCGAAACCACUGAUCAAUCUGCAGAAAAUAUCCUUCUUUAUGUGCAAAUUUGGUCAAACUUUCAUGAACCUUUCGACCAAAAUCUCGGAUUUGUUGCCAAGCUUGCUGGAGAUUUCCAUAAACUUCUGCAGUGAUUUGAAUUUAGUCCCCAAUGGGCUGUGUGAAAUUGUUAGUUUGGAGAAAUUGAGCAUUACAAAUUGCCAUGGAUUAUCUUCCUUGCCACAAGAUCUUGGAAAGCUGAUUAAUCUAAAAAAACUGAGGCUUAGAUCCUGCAUUCAUUUAGAAGAGUUGCCCGAGUCGACGACAAAGCUUCGGGAAUUAGUCCAUCUUGAUAUCUCUAACUGUCUUGGUCUUGCCAAGCUCCCAGAGAAGAUUGGCGAGUUGCAGCAUUUAGAAAAGCUUGACAUGAGGCGCUGCUCGAGCUUUCGAGAGUUGCCAUUGUCAAUCCGAAAUCUGAAAAAGUUGAAGCUUUUGUGUGAUAGAGAAAUUGCAGAGUGGUUGAAAAUGGGUGCACCCCGCCUUGCCAGACAGGUGAAAGUACAGGAGGAAGAAGCCAACCUGGAUUGGCUACGAUUAUGAACUAUUCUUUGGUCUAAUACAUUUGUUUGUUUAUUAUGUAAUUUGUUAAGUAUGGAACAAGUAUAGAUCUUCCUAGCAUAUAUAGAAACUUCACCCACAAUUUGUAAGGCAAAUAUUGUAAAGAAAAUGGAAGUCGUCUUCAAAUUCUACAAAUAAAUAC
This is a messenger RNA of Momordica charantia (bitter melon), 2852 nucleotides long. Its product is annotated as putative disease resistance protein At5g66900. The record is from RefSeq and is a predicted model, not a curated record. Gene Ontology annotation, molecular function: ADP binding. NCBI's taxonomy places the organism in Eukaryota, Viridiplantae, Streptophyta, Magnoliopsida, Cucurbitales, Cucurbitaceae.